Molecule: messenger RNA, 3931 nt
Organism: Polistes dominula (European paper wasp)
Lineage: Eukaryota; Metazoa; Arthropoda; Insecta; Hymenoptera; Vespidae
Source: RefSeq, a predicted model, not a curated record
AGUACUCUUUGGGAAGCUCAUAGGAAAAUGAAGAGGGGGUUGAAGUGAGUGAGUUAAAGAGAAAGAGAAAGAAAAAAGAGAGAGGGAGAGAAAGAGGGAGUAAGCGAGAGAUUGGUGUUGGACGAUGAUCCAAAGAAUGGAGGAGCAUGCGCGCGUGGGAGUAAUACCUUAUUCGUUGGUAGAGCUCCCGCCAAGGCCUUCUGUUAACUACGAACUGCCGAUGGAAAAGGUUCCUUGCUAUGUGUCAAAGUUGUUUUUUUUUCAACGCGAAUCGUUCAUACCACAAUUACAUUGUUUUGGUUUUUUUUUUUGAUCGAUUACUCAAUGCGAGGAAUUAUAUCAAAUUUUUAAAUUAUUAAUCUUUCGAAUCAUCUCGAAAGUGAUACCCUUUCGAUUAUUUUUAAUUAAAAUAUAUAUGUAUUAUUUUUGAAACCCAAAAAUAAUUUAUUUGAAGAUUCAUUAGAUGAUGUGUUACUUGUGAUGUGAAUGUUUAUUUUAAACGACAGUAUAGGGGAAUUGAAAUGAUGAUGGAUCGCGUGAUUUUUGAUAUUUACAAGUGAGGGAUCAAAGAAAUUAUGAACGAGGUCGUGAUAAAAGGGGAAAAAAGAGGAAGGAGAUAAAUAAGUGAGGGAGGGGUGAGAUCGAUUAAAUAUCGUUUAGAAGUGACUAAAGUCGUGAAUGAAUAUCGUAACCACGUGGCUUUGCAAGGAAGUGGCACGUGGGAAAAUUUCGUUGAAAUACGCGCGUAUCUUUCACUCACUCUCUCUCUCUUUCUAUCUCUUCAUCUCACUCUCACUCACUCUCUCUCUCUUUCUCUAUUUAUUUCUCUAUUUACCUUUCGCUCAUUCGAAAAUGUUGUUGGAAUUUCAUUUUAUUGAUUGUCGUUCGAUUAAUCGUCACGAUUCGAAAAUUCAAGCUCAUGGAAGGAAAAUAUGUUCAAGUGUUUAAUGAAUGUUUGAUUAUCGCGAGCAAAUAAUUUUAAAAGAAAAGGAAUAGAAAAUAAAAAAGAAAAAUAAAAGAAAAAAAAGAAGAAGUUGAAUUAUAAAGAAAGUGGAGGAUGAUGAAUUUGAGUAAAUAACAAAAUGAAAAAGAAAUGAGAGUGGUAAGUUGCGAAGACAAGUAUCCGAUAAUUGGACCAGAUGAACGAAUAAGUAGAACGAUACUUGGACAGAAACGGCGAAUUGUGUUGAGAGAAUCAACGAAGAAAACUCCUAUAUAAAUAUUCGUAAACGUACUUCACAAGCCGCAAAUCCACCGAGAAACAUUCCGUUCGUAUCGCAGCUUAAGAGCUAGUGAAUACAUUUCGAAAGAGAAACCGAGAAAAGUUUGAGGAGUCGCGUUAGCUCUUCCGAUGGCGCGAAUAAUUAAUUUGUGCUAAUUAGCGCCCCAAGGACAAAGUGAAGAAGAGAAGAAACAGCGAGAAUAACCCCCCCAAAAAAACGUGAGAGAGAGAGAGAAUGAUAGAAGACGAACGACAAGAAAGAGUUCAGUUUUAGGUUUAACAUUUAUUAUAACGAGAAAAUGAAGACUUUUCAACUCGUUGAAGGAAAAGAAUGAAGAAGGAACUUCACAAUCGUCGCUGGAUAAAAAUACGCGAGUUUGUAUAGGGGUUUUUUUUUUCACAGAGAAAGAAAGAAAGAGAGAGAGAGAGAGAGAGAGAGAGAGAGAGAGAAGGAGACACAAACUGUGAUAGAAAAUUUAAUAGUUUCAAUUAACAAGGAAGAUUAGAAAUUACGUCAAGAUAUCGUAAAAAUGUCCUCUUUCGAGGAAAUAAAUUAAAAGGAAAUAAGGACAAAGAGGUAGAAAAGUGACCGUAAUAGAAAAGUUAAAAUUGCAAAUUUUCGUAGUUUCAUCGUCCAAGGUGAAAAUUACAAAAGAAGGGAAACCUUAAUAAAGAAUCCAACAAUUGGUCCGCGCGAAAGCGCCGUAGAUUUUUCGCCGAACAAAUGUCAAGUGAACGAUGAACCACUCGAGGGUGCAGGUGCGCAAGUGGGCCACCACUUCGGUCGGUGAAUCGUGCUCCAGGUGCGGAAAGUGUCUGACUAAAAUGCAGCUGGUACUACUAGCGGUGCUACUCUACUCCUCACCGACGACAGGACAGGAACCGAAAAUAGUGAGACUGGACGUGCCGGAUAUUGUCGACCCAAGAUGGGAAAACGUCACGUUGCGAUGCGAGUACGAUUUAGGUGGUAAAGAACUUUAUUCGGUUAAAUGGUUCAAGGAUGGAGUUGAAUUCUUCAGAUUUAUGCCGAGUUCGAGACCAGUUGGUGAAUAUUUUCCCGUAGAAGGUAUCGCCGUUGAUAUUGCUCGGAGCGAUGGACGACAAGUGACGCUACUGGGACAAUCCAAUGAUCGCAGAAAGAGAAUAAAUCUUGGCGGAUCGUAUGGUUGCGAGGUGUCAUCUGAGGCACCGAGUUUUCGUAUGACGUAUGCCGAAGCAAAUAUGAGCGUAGCAGUUUUACCGAAAAGUCCGCCUGCUCUUGACGGGCUUCGACCUUAUUAUGAGAUUGGCGAGGUCCUGGAAGCAGCGUGCACAUCUGCAUUAAGUUACCCACCACCAGUGCUAACCUUUAUUCUCAACGGCAAAGAAGUUGACAAAGCGAUAAUGAAGGAAAUACCAACGGACAUAGAAGAAAAUUUGAUAUCAACGUCAAGAUUGGGUUUCUCUUUGCGUUUGGAACGUCAACACUUUCCUGGAGGAACUCUCCACUUGGUCUGUCAAUCUUCCUUACCGGAUAUACCGAACGUACCACCAUUCAAGACGGAAAAAACUGCCACGUUAGCGGCGAGUAAUCAAAGACUCGCUCAAGAAGCCCCGAAGUCGUCGGGAUCCAGUUCAAUCCUAGUCCCUUCCUUUACAAUGCUAUUGUGCUUCUUAUGGGUUAGUUGGAAUUAGCUUGAAAGUACUCGAUGAAGAUCGAUUGAUGAUCAUCUAGUUUGCCACCGAUUGCGAUAUUCAACAUUGAAAAAUCUCUCUCUUUGGAGAUGAUGAUGAUAAUGAAUGCAUUUUAACGCAUUUAAUCGAUCAGUUAAUUUUUUUCAUAAGAUCGAUUUAUUCAACCCGUGGUUAAAAUAUGGUUUGUGUCUAAUAUUGUCGCGCUAUAAAAAAAAAAAAUUCUCAAAAAUCGACAAAAUAAUAAUUCAUCAAAUAUAUUAUGCUUCUUGUUAUAAGUAAUCGUCACACACACACAGUCUUGAAAUAAAUAUUCUCUCUCUAUUGAAAUUGUUAGUCUAUUUAAAAAAAAUGAGAAAUACGUUUUAAUUGCCUCACUCACUCGUUUAAUCGAUUAUGUACAAAAGAAUAUGCUAAAAAAAAAAGAAAAAAAUAAUCCGUUUGCAGAACGAAAACGUAAAAAUUAUGUGCGAUCUCGUUAUAUAUAUAUAAAAAAAAAAAUAAAAAAAAAAAAUUAUAAACUUACGGAAGAAUAUUUAUAUCUUGUAAUAUUUGUUUAUUCAUUUUUUUAUAACCGAGAAUAAUCUUUUGCAUGCAAGCACGAAUAAAAAAAGUACGAUGAUAAUUCGUUAAUCACGGACCAAGCAAUACAAGAUUCAGGAAUAUUCAAUGUGUGCCAAAGGCAUAAUUUUUCAAUCAAAUCUUUAUGUUUUUAUUUUUCAUAUUUCUUUAUACCUCACUUGCCAUCGUAAAUAAAUUCUGUAAUAAAUGUUAUUCCGAUUUAUAUUAUUAUCAACACAUUUCCUCAUUUCUACGUGUUUGAAACUUUAGAUAGAAAGAUCAUAUGUUUUUAUUGGAAUUUUACAAAAGAUAUCGCAUAUUGCACGUACGUAUACGCUCAUAUUAUAAAACACACACAUAUAUAUAAAUAUAAAAAUACAUAUACACACGUCACCAGAUAACGUACACCACGCGCACGUAUGAAUAUAAAAGUAAAUAAAAAAACACAAACAAAUAAAUAAAUAAGUCAAAGUUUAA